AUGACGCCACCAAACAGUUCCUUUAGGGACCAGUACCGUGGUUUCCCUAUCUGGCAAAUGACUAUUAUUUGCAUCAUCAGAUUUUCAGAGCCUAUUGCAUUUUCGUCACUAUUUCCGUAUGUGUAUUUUAUGAUUAGAGAUUUUGGCAUCGCUGAGAGGGAAGAAGACAUUUCCAAGUAUUCGGGUUACCUUGCAUCAUGCUUUGCUUUUUGUCAGUUCCUUUUCGCCAUGCAGUGGGGAAAAUUGGGAGACAGAAAGUUUGGAAGGAAACCUAUAUUGCUAUUUGGACUUUUCGGAACCUCAAUCUCGCUAAUUUUAUUUGGCUUUUCUAAGAACUACUACAUGGCUGUUGCUGCAAGAUCCUUGGCCGGUGCCUUGAAUGGGAAUGUUGCUGUCUUAAGAACAAUGAUUGGUGAAAUUGCCACUGAAAGAAGACAUCAGGGAUUAGCGUUCUCCACCUUGCCAUUGUUGUUUAAUUUUGGUAGCGUCAUCGGGCCGUUAAUUGGUGGUUCUAAAUACCUUACCAGGCCAAAAAUGGAUAACCCAUAUCACCCAGAGCCAAAGGUAGAAAACCUUGGCUCAUUUUAUAAUCAAUUUUUGGAUAAGUACCCUUAUGCCUUAUCCAACAUUGUAGUGGCACUUUUCUUGUGGUUCUCUCUACUUUGUGGAAUACUAUUUUUAGAAGAGACUCAUGAGAAAUUUAAGUAUAGAAAGGACCUUGGUGUUGAAUUGGGAGAUAUUUUUCUUAAAAAAUUAGGCAUAACUCCGCCCAUAAGACCUUGGAACAAAAGCAUUGAUCCAGAAGGUGCUGGGGGGGACUCUACAAGUGGUACUGAUAUGGAGAGUGAGUUAUUGGACGAAAAUUCCCGUUUACUUGUAAGCAAUGAUGAGAGUGAUUCCAACGUUAGUUCAGUAGUAUCAAGAGCCUCUACCGAGAAAGAUAGUUCUGUUGCAUUCACCCCUGCGGUUAUUACUGCUAUUACUUCAAAUUUCAUCAUUUCCUUGCAUAGUGUCACUUACAAUGAGUUUUUGCCAGUUUUCUUGGCUUCUAGAUUCAAGCCGGAUAAAUUGGAAUUUCCUUUCAAGAUCGAAGGAGGCUUUGGCUUGACAGCAUCAUAUAUUGGUCAACUUUUCUCCAGUACGGGUAUAAUGGGGAUGUUAAUUGUAUUGACAAUAUUCCCUAUUAUAGAUAGAUAUUUAGGGACAAUUAAUGGAUUUAGGUUAUCAGUAUCGAUGUUUCCUAUUGUCUAUUUUAUAGUGCCAUUGAGUAUCUUUACUUUGCACGAGUAUAACCCAAGUUUCCCAACUUGGGUUACCCCAUGUGUUCUCUAUUCCUUGACUUCCUUGAAGACUUUAGGAAGUGCCACCGGGAUGCCACAGAUUAUGUUGUUGAACCAUAGGGCGGCCCCAAAGCAACACAGGGCGUACGUCAAUGGUAGCACAAUGAGUAUUAUUGCAUUGGCUAGAUGUACUGGGCCAGUUGUCUUCGGGUACUUGAUGAGUGUGGGGGAUAAAGCAGGUCAUGGGUGGCUUCUCUGGUGGGUAAUGGCUCUUUUGGCAUUAGUCGGGACUUUCCAGUCCUACAUGAUGAAAGAUUAUGAAGAUUAG
Molecule: messenger RNA, 1608 nt
Organism: Dujonia railenensis
Lineage: Eukaryota; Fungi; Ascomycota; Pichiomycetes; Serinales; Debaryomycetaceae
Source: the annotation of a GenBank genome assembly